Alternaria burnsii is the source of this 867-nucleotide messenger RNA. RefSeq names its product had-like protein. The transcript has 3 exons. Gene Ontology annotation, molecular function: phosphatase activity. The record is from RefSeq and is a predicted model, not a curated record. Lineage: Eukaryota; Fungi; Ascomycota; Dothideomycetes; Pleosporales; Pleosporaceae. Bases 1 to 867 code for a protein of 288 amino acids.
AUGAGCUCUACUACCACCCCACCACCCCGCAUCCGGGCAGCGCUCUUCGACAUGGAUGGUCUUUUAAUCGACUCCGAAGACCUCUAUAGCAUUGUAACAAACACAAUCCUCGAACGCUACGGCCGCCCUCCCCUGCCAUGGUCCAUAAAAGCACAGCUCCAAGGUCGCCCCGGCCCGCAGGCAGGCAAGAUCUUCCAUGAGUGGGCGCAACUUCCCAUAUCUCACGAGCAAUUCUUGAAAGAGCAAAAAGAACUUCAGACGAACUUGUUCGAAAAAUGUAAGCCAUUGCCUGGUGUUGUGGACUUGCUGGCAGGAUUAAAGAGCAGGGGCGUACACAUGGCGCUCGCGACGAGCAGUCAAAAGGCCAUGUUCGAAAUCAAGACUGCGCGUAUGAAGGAUUUGUUUGAUGGGAAUUUCGAAAAGGAACAUCAAGUGUUGGGUGAUGACCCUAGGAUACCUGCUGGACGAGGGAAACCCGCGCCGGACAUCUACCUGUUAGCCCUAUCUACGUUGAACAAGACGCUUGAGGAGCAGGGCCAGACACCCAUAAAACCAGAAGAAUGCCUUGUAUUCGAAGACAGCGUGCCGGGCGUAGAGUCGGGAAGGAGAGCAGGUAUGCAGGUGGUUUGGUGUCCGCAUCCCGGGCUGCUUGAGGAGUAUAAGGGGAGAGAGAAGGAGGUGUUGGCGGGAUUGACGGGGGAACACAAGGAGGACGAGGAGGAGCAGUUGCAAAAGACUGAAGUCGACGUUGCGCAAGGCAAGAGAAGGGUUGGCAUGCCAGGAGAGAUCGACGAUGGAUGGGGAAGAUUCCACAAGAGCCUAGAGGACUUCCCAUAUGAUAGCUACGGUAUGGGUACUAAGUCAUGA